Molecule: messenger RNA, 210 nt
Organism: Dovyalis caffra
Lineage: Eukaryota; Viridiplantae; Streptophyta; Magnoliopsida; Malpighiales; Salicaceae
Source: the annotation of a GenBank genome assembly
AUGGAUAGUUGUCUCGGGAAGCGAGAUAAUAAGGAAAAUGCUAAAGUGAAUAUCGAGAAAGAAAGCAUUGAGGUGGCUACACUCAAUCAUGAACUCAAUAACUCAUAUAACGUUUAUGAAAAGGAGAAAUUUUUGGGUUUAGGGGGAUUCUUCCGGGUUUCCUGUUGUGGGUUUCCUUUUCAUGAGGCAUUACUCGGAUUGCUAGUGUGA